AUGGAAAUGGAAAAGAGCUUCAAGAUCUUUGUGUACCCACAUAAUACUACUAUCUGUGAUAAGCCAAAGAAUCUUCAGGGCGAGUAUGCGAGUGAAGGACUGUUCUUUGAGAAUCUUUAUCAGAGUCGGUUCUUGACCAAUGAGCCCGAGAAGGCUCACCUUUUCCUCAUUCCCAUUUCUUGCCAUUCAUUGCCUGCUGAGGGAAGAUCCCCCAAUGAAAGGUCAAUAGUUGUCCUGGAUUUCAUCAAGAGCCUAAUUUCCGAGUACCCUUAUUGGAACAGAACUUUAGGUGCCGAUCACUUCUUCUUAACCUGUGAAGACAUUAAUGUAACAGAUACUGCACGACUUGCUAAUCUUCUGAAGAAUUCAAUCAGAGUCUUGUGUUCUCCAAGUUAUAAUGAUGAAUUUGUUCUUCGUAAGGAUCUUUCCCUCCCGCAAAUUGUGCAGCCAUUUAAUUAUUCUGCUGCUGGAUUUGACCCAUUUUUGGAAAGAGGUAUACUAUCUUACUAUAGCGGUCUUGAUGGUUCUUAUAUAAGAAAGAAGCUGGUUCGACCUUUUUUGGGAUUUGAAUCAGAACUUGAUCUCACCAACAUAGGACUACCAACUAAUACUGAACGAGGACUUGCUGUAGUUAUCUUCUCCGACUACUAUGAUUUACCAUUUAACAACAUUCUUGACUGGAAGAAAUUCUCCGUAAUACUCAAGGAGAGUGAAGUCAAUCAACUAGAGGAAAUCCUUGCAUGCAUACCAAAGCAAGAAUACCAAGCCCUGUCCACCAACACAAUGAUGGUCCAGAAGCACUUUGAGUGGAAUCUACCUCCAGUCAGACUUGAUGCGUUUCAUAUGGUCAUGUAUGAACUUUGGCUGCGCCACAAUGUUACCAAGGGUAAACCUUCAAGGGAUGCUCUGGUUCAGCUUUUGAAAUUUAUGGAGUUAAAUUUCCAUUCAAGGUUGGUAAAUAAGGAUUUGAUUGAGUUUCUUGGUUUUUGGGCUCUUGAAUUUGAAGAUUGCGAGACAAACUUGCCAAUUAGAUGGUUGAGUCUUAUUUCUCUAUUUCCUGAAAUGGUUUAUGGCAUUUCCUAUGACAGAAUUUCAGUUUUUGAUGAGCUUCUCAAGCUUAUGUCAAAGCUAGAACUUAUGGCGGAUUUCUCAGAAUUCUCUCAUUUCUAUGAUUUUGGAUUCUUCAUGUGUUGUGAAAAUGGUCAAAAGAAUAUCAGUGGUCUACCUACCGACAUUGAAGAAGAGCAGCUACUUGAAAAUGUUGAGAAGUAUAAGCUUGCAAACCAUCUAUUUUGGGGUUUAUGGGGGAUAAUAUCAGUAUGCCUUCCAGUCUUUCGUUUGUUAAUCAGAACCUAG
Messenger RNA from Dovyalis caffra, 1356 nucleotides. Lineage: Eukaryota; Viridiplantae; Streptophyta; Magnoliopsida; Malpighiales; Salicaceae. The record is from the annotation of a GenBank genome assembly.